Molecule: messenger RNA, 11985 nt
Organism: Plasmodium adleri (nom. inval.)
Lineage: Eukaryota; Apicomplexa; Aconoidasida; Haemosporida; Plasmodiidae
Product: erythrocyte membrane protein 1, PfEMP1, putative
Exons: 2
Coding region: 1-11985 (3994 amino acids)
Cellular component (GO): membrane
Molecular function (GO): host cell surface receptor binding
Source: RefSeq, a predicted model, not a curated record
AUGGGGAAUGCGGAAUCAAAUAACAAAAGCAGCCUGCUGAGAAAUUUUCAGUAUUUGAUAGUUGAAGAUAAAGAAAAGGGACCUGGAAGACCUCAACAUAAAUUAAUGUAUUUUGAUUAUUUGAAUUUUUUAAAAUAUGAGAUCGAUCAUGAAGCAUGGAAAUGGAAAAUAUAUAAAGAUUAUGUCACUAAAAGUGUCGGAGGUAGUACUCUUCCGGAGGACGAAAAAUUAUUUUGCGUAUGGAAAAAGAUACAAAAAGAAAUAUUCGAUAAACUAGAACAACAACUAAAACAUCCAACUCAAAAGAAAUAUAAGUGGGAAGAUGAUGUAUUACCUCUAAUAAAUAUAGGAGAAAAAAAAAUAGGUACUAUAACAAAUUGUAAUAAUAUAACGAUUAACCAUAAUGAUAUCGAAGAAUUGAAAAAAGAUGAGUUUCCAGCUCUAUCUGGAGGAACAGCACGUAAUUGUGCUUUAAAAACUGCACCAAAUUUACAUAUACCUUUACGUAGAAGAGCACUAUUAGUUAAAGGAAUAAAUGACUAUCUGGAAGAAAUUCACGAAGAAAUGACGAGCACAAAAACAUUAAAAGAUGUGAUAGAAGGUAGAUUAGAUCCUGCAACUCAAAGACGAAUUGUUGCUGUGGGUAUGAAAAAGAAAAUGAUUGAUGGGUUAGGUAUUGACUUUAGCAAACUUAUAAAAGAAAAAUAUAAAGAGACCGAGCAUACUGCAUUUUGUAAUGAAUGGUAUCUAACUAUGGAUGAUUACCAUACAUUAUUUUUAGGAAAAGAUAUAGUAGAGGAAAAUGAAACGACAAAAAUUCAAUGUACAAUAAAAAAAAUUGAAAACAAGGUAGGAAAAGCAACUGAUUUUCAAAAAGAAUGGAGCGCUUAUUUUAAAGAAAUUGUACAAGAUUUACAAACAACACAUUUGAAAGACCCCAAAACCCAAAAACCUUGUCAAAUUGACCGUAGUGAGAAAUCUCAAUGCGUUCGUUUCUUUCAGGAAUGGGCUGAAGAGUUUUGUAAAUUAAAAAAAGAUCUAGGAGAAAUGAUUUUAACAAAUUGUAAAGGUCCAAAUACUGCGAAUUCUGCAGAAUGUAAAAAUGUAUGUAAUAUAUAUACAAAAUUUUUAGAUGAGUCAAAAGGUUAUUAUGAGAAUUAUAAAAAAAUUUGUGCGGAAGAAGAAUAUGGAUAUGAUAAGAAAACAGAAUUACAAAAAACAUUCAUAGAUGCAGCUAUCAAUUCUAUGAAAGAAUGCUGUACUGAUUAUGGUCACUGUGAUGACAAAGAAUUAUUUAAGAUUGAUGCAGAUAAUAGUAAUAUUAGAUAUAAAUGUUUUUGUCCAGAUGGGGAAUAUAAAAAGCAUCCAAACACCGAUACAGAUAAUAAAUGUUCCCAAUACAAGGAUCCAAAUACUAUAGCAGGAACACAAUUGGGUCCCCCCACACUUAGUUCUUCGUCACAAAGUGUUGCUAGUGCCGCGUGUGGCGCAAACAGUGGUAGACCACCAAGUGCCACGGUAGAGGCUAUAGCGAAGAGUAUUCAGAGUAAUAUAGAGGAGGAAUCAAAAAAGGGUGGUAACGUUGGUCAUCUUGGUAAUAGUGAGUUGGAAGGAGAUAUAUCACAAGCGGAAUUUAAAAAUGGCGGACAAAAACUGAAUAAAAACGGUAUUUGCAAUCUUAAGAAAGAAGAACAUACUAAUGAUAAACGUCCAUAUGAAGCUAAUACUACUGAUGGUAGUAACAAACAUGAUGGACCAUGUACAGGCAAAGGUACAGGAAAAGGGAAAGAUAACCAUAGGUUUGCUGUAGGAUUAAAAUGGAAUAAGCAUCAGGAUGUUAAAGCACAACAUAAUGAUGUAUUAUUUCCUCCUAGAAGGUUAGAUAUGUGUACUUCUAAUAUAGAAAAUUUGGACCCUACUGCUAAAGGACUUAGUGAUGGUGAAAAAGCUAUCCAUUCAUUAUUGGGGGAUGUAAUGCUAGCAGCAAAAUAUGAAACAGAAAAAAUAAUAGAUCUUUAUAAACAAUAUAACCUAAAUGGCCAAGGUAGUCAGUUAGGCCCCCAAGAUAAGCAGACAAUAUGUCAAGCAAUGAAGUAUAGUUUUGCCGAUAUAGGUGAUAUUAUAAGAGGAAGAGAUAUAUGGACUGAAGAACAGGGUAAUAAACAGCUGCAAGAACGUUUGAAAAAAAUAUUUAAAAAUAUUCAAGACAAAGUUACUCAGGGCAGCACAUAUAAAAAUGACCCCGAUCCAUAUACGACAUUACGUGAAUAUUGGUGGGAAGCUAAUAGAAAACAAAUAUGGAAAGCUAUGAUGUGUGGCAACAACAACAUAUGUGAUACUAAACUACGCGUUAUGCCACCACACGACGACUACAUCCCGCAACGUCUACGAUGGUUAGCCGAAUGGUCCGAGUGGUAUUGCAAAAAACAGAAAGUGGAGUAUGACAAGGUGGUAAGUAAGUGUAGUGGGUGUAAGAAUGGAACUAAUGUAUCAUGUACUCAAUGUCCAAAAUGUAAAGAUGCAUGUGGUGAAUAUACUAAAUUUAUAACAGAUUGGAAAGAAGAUUGGCAAAAAAUGGAAGAACAAUACAAAACAUUUUACAAAAAUGCAACAGAAAAUGGUAGUACUGCUGGUAGUACUCGUAGUAAUGAUUUAAAUAAAGAUUAUUUGAACAAAUUUUUAAAACUACUACACGACAAAAACACCCAAAACAGUGCCUCUAAUAACCCAUAUACUACUGCUGAAGGAUAUAUACAGCAAGAACUAAAAAAUGGUAACGUUUGUGAAAAACAAACAGAAUUUUGUGAAAACAAAACUGGUGGUGCAAACAACGACAAAUAUACAUUUCUCACUCAACCUAGUGAUUAUGUUACUGCGUGUGGGUGCGAUAGUUCGACGCCAUGUCAAAUAGUGGAUACGAUACUUAGUGGUAAGGAUGGGACACAGGCAGUAGGUGGGUGUAAUCUAAAAUAUGAUCAAGCAAAACCAAAUCAAACUUAUCCUAAGUGGACAUGUGACGAUAAAAAUUUUGAAAAUGGUCAUAAAGAUGCUUGUAUGCCUCCAAGAAGACAAAAAUUAUGCUUACACUAUUUAGCAGAUACUACGCAAACAUCAAAUAUAACUAAACCCGGAGGUUUGAAAAAUGCUUUUAUCAAAUGUGCAGCAGCAGAAACUUUUUUACAUUGGCAAUAUUAUAAAGAACAUGGUGAUGGAAAAAGUAAAGGUUUAGACCAAAAAUUAAAAGAUGGUGAUAUCCCUCUUGAUUUUUUACGUUCUAUGAUGUAUACUUUUGGUGAUUAUAGAGAUUUAUGUUUGGAUAAAGAUAUAUCAACAAAAGUUGAAUCUAAGAAUAAGGAUGUGACAACAGCAAGAAAAAAUAUAGAUAGAAUUCUUAAAUCACAUAAUGGGAAGGACGAGCGUAAAAAUUUUUGGGACGAAAACGCCCAAUAUAUUUGGGAAGGGAUGCUCUGCGGGUUAUCACACACAAGUGGGAUCACGGAUGCGGAACGGACAAAUGUUCAACAACAACUAAAAGAUAAGUAUGGCUACGACACCGUGACAUUUGAUACCACCACUGGUAGUAGUACCACUAGUGGUAAAGCCACCAAACUCUCCGAGUUUGUCGGCAGGCCUCAGUUCCUACGAUGGCUAACCGAAUGGGGGGAAAACUUUUGUAAAAAACACAAGGCGCAGUUGGCCACGUUGAAGGAGAAGUGUGAGAAAUGUAAUGCUACUAAAGACACGAGUGGUAAAAUAACAUGUAACAAAACUGAUAAAGAAUGUUCAGAAUGUGAACCACAAUGUGAAAAAUAUAAAGCGUUUAUUACACAAUGGAAAGGUAAUUAUGAUAAACAAAAAACAAAAUACAAGACAAAAAAAGUUACAUAUCAAAAUUCUGAUAAUGACGUAAAAGAUUCAAAAGAAGCUCAUGACUACAUAAACAAACAAAUAAAAAAAAUAUGUAAUAAGAGUGAAAAUAAUAUUAGUUGUGAUUGUAUGGAAAAAAAGUCAGAAAAGUCUACACCACCACCAAAUAGUGAUAUGCCCCAAACGUUAGAUACCUAUCCCCCUGGUAACUACGAGAAUCAGUGUACGUGCGAACAGAAACCCCCUGAAAAACCCAAAUGUACUGGCAACAAAAUUCUUGAUGCGGCAAAUAUGAGACAACACGAGGUAGCGUCACGGUUACAUGAAAGUGGUGAUGGUGAUAAGUUAAGGGGAGAUUUAUCAAAGGCAGAAUUUAAAAAUAAAAAUACUAGUAAAGCACCUCAACUGGAAAGUUAUGAGUAUUGUAAUCUUGACAAAAAAAAACAUACGAAUGAUGUUAGAUACUAUAAAGAUGAUCCUACUGGAGGUGAUGAACAUCAUGGUCCAUGUACCGGAAAAGGUAAAGGAACAGGAACAGACACAGAGAACCAGAGAUUUAUUAUAGGUCAAGAAUGGAAACAUGGUACCGAUAAAGAAAUGCGUACGGGUCAUACUGGUGUCCUACUUCCUCCUAGACGUAAACAUAUGUGUACAUCAAAUUUAGAAAAUCUAGGAAACAAGGGUGGUGAACCCGAAUUACUAAAACGUGGUAAUGUUAACCACUCGUUCCUUGGCGAUGUCCUCUUGGCUGCCAAAUAUGAAGGUGACGAUAUCGUACACAAACUUAGUAGCAAGUCGGAUAUUCCAGGUAUAUGUAAUGCUAUGAAGUACAGUUUUGCCGACUUAGGUGAUAUAAUUAGGGGUAGGGAUCUAUGGGAAAAGAACGACGAUAUGAAGCAGUUGGAACAACACUUAGUCAAGAUAUUUGAGAGAAUACAACAAAAUCUUCCUGGUCCUACCAAAGACAAAUAUAAAAGUGGUUCCACUGAAACCCCCCCCUACAAAACAUUACGUGAGGCCUGGUGGAAUGCUAACCGCGACCAGGUAUGGAAAGCACUAACAUGUUCGGCGCCCACAACAGCCAAUCUGUUUAUACCAUCACGUGAUACCACUGAAAAAAAGUGGCAACAGUAUAUGUGCGGCCGCGAGUCGUAUGUUCCUCCAGACGAUUAUAUCCCGCAACGAUUGAGAUGGAUGACCGAAUGGUCCGAAAGUUAUUGCAAACAGUUGGAACGAAAUUUUUGGUGGGUCAAAGCAUUUUGUCAGGCGUGUCAAAAAAGUAUGAAGACCAAAGGGAAAUCGGAUACCACUGUGUGUGAGCGAUGUAGAGCUAACUGUAAAGUAUAUACUGAACAUGUUAAUAAAUGGAAAGGUGAUUGGACAAAACUAAACGAUCAAUACAAUGAAUUAUACAAUCCAAAUGGUAAAAGUGGUACUGAUGAAAUUAAGAAACAACAUGAAAAGUUUCUACAAGACAUAAAAGGCACACCCGAUUGUGAUGGUGCCAAAACCGAUACAAACAAAUAUGAUAGUCUUUCUGAUUAUGUUACAUCUAUGGGAGGAAGUACUUAUUGUAAUGAUACAACACAAAAUAAAUUUAAUGAGGAAAAGAGUGAGGAGCACGUUUUUCAACAAAAACCAAAGAAUUAUAAAACCGAGUGUGACGACACGAAGCAGAAACCACCUGGACAACCAAAGGGACCGAAAAAACCGGAUACAUCACAACCUGAUCCAUGUACUAUAGUUAAAGGAAUACUUGAGAAAAAUAAUGGAAACGAUCCAAUAGAUAGUUGUAAUCCAAAAACACAAAAUGGACAAGAAUAUCCUGAAUGGGAUUGCGAAAAUAAACAAAACCUAAUACAAACUGCUGAUAAAGGCGCGUGUAUGCCUCCGAGACGACAAAAAUUAUGCAUACAUGAUUUAACAGUACUUAAGGAUAAUGAUUCAAAAGAUAAAUUGAGAGAAGCAUUUAUAAAAUGUGCAGCAAAAGAAACGUUUUUCUCCUGGCAUUAUUAUAAAAAUAAAAAUGGAGGAACAAAUGGAGGUACGGAGCUCGAUGAGGAAUUAAAAAAAGGAAAUAUUCCUCCUGAUUUUUUACGAUCCAUGUUCUUUACAUAUGGAGAUUUUAGAGAUUUAUGUUUAGGAAAAGAUAUAGGUAUUUCUGAUGAUACUAAAAAAAUAGGACAGACGGUUGAGAAAAUUUUAAACAAUAGACAAACACCUGAAGAUUGGUGGGAUGAUAAUGGUUUAGAUAUAUGGAAAGGUAUGUUAUGCGGGUUAUCAUAUGCUAUCAAGGACCAGAGUGAGCAAAGCCAAGUUCAGAAUAAACUUACCACAAAAAAAGAAUACCAAUACGACUCUGACAAUUUAAAUUUCGGAAUAACUAAUUAUAUCCUCUACGCUCAUACAAUUCCUCAGUUUUUACGAUGGUAUACUGAAUGGGCUGACGAGUUUUGCAUAGAACAAUCGAAACAGUUCGUACAAUUAUAUGAAAAAUGUAAAACAUGUAAUGGUAAGACUGGUGGCAAAACAACAUGUACGAAUAAAGGAGACUGUGACAAGUGCAAACAACAAUGUAAAAAAUAUACAAAAUUUAUUGAGAAGUGGGGAAAUCAUUACAAAGAACAACAAAAAAAAUUCGACACAGAAAAAAAUUCCAACACCUACCAAUAUGUACCCCUUGUGGAUAGUAACACCCCUGCCUAUCAAUAUUUAUAUGAAUCAUUAGAAUUACUUGGAUUACAUAAUAAUUGUAUGCAACACACAUCAAAAAUUACCACUAAUGUUGGUAUGCCGCAAGCGUUAGAUCAAUACCCGCCAGAUAAAGACGAGUAUGAGAAGAAAUGUACAUGUGUGGAGGACACAACAACACCUGGUAGUGUUUCACCUGGUGGUAAAGCUGGUCCUGAUGGUGGUAAACCACAAGGUGGUGGAAAAACACCAGAUGUUAGCCCACCUGGCCCUGUCGGACCAGGUGGUGGUCCUAGCCCAAAUCCCGAUCCUAGUCAUCCUGGGAGUAGUACUGCCACUAAGGAGGCGUGCGACAUAGUGAAAGAAAUAUCUUGGAGUACGGAUGAAACAAAGACAAUAGAAGAAUGUAAUCGAAAAGACAAAACAUUACCUUAUCCUCCAUGGAAAUGCGGAGACCAACAUAAAGAUUUAGUGAAUGACGACAAGGUAUGUAUGCCUCCUAGAAGACAGAAAUUAUGCAUAAAUAAUUUAACAAAACUUGAUCCUACAAAACAUACAAAAGAAGAUUUGAGAGAAGCAUUGCUCAAAUGUGCAGCAGUAGAAACAUUUUUCGCGUGGAAUUAUUAUAAGACUCAGAAUGGGGGAAAAAAUGGAGGUACACAACUCGAUGAGGAUUUAAAAAAAGGAAAUAUUCCUCCUGAAUUUAAACGUCAAAUGAUGUAUACAUUUGGAGAUUUCAAAGAUUUAAUAACAGGAAACGAUUUAGGUAAUCAUACAGGUAAUAACGAUAUAAAGAAAAAAGUAAAAGAUAUUUUAGAAAAAGACAAACCUGGUGGCCAAGCUGGUGGACAACAACCUGAAGAUUGGUGGAAUUCUAUUGAAAAAGACGUAUGGAAAGGAAUGUUAUGUGCUCUAAAACAUGCAAGUGGUAGUAAAGACGACAAAAUUAAAACCAACAACGCGUUUGAUACUGUGACAUUUGAUGGUAAAACCAAAGUGUCCACGUUCGCCGACAGACCGCAAUUCCUUCGCUGGAUGACCGAAUGGUACGACGAUUACUGUAAACAGAAACACACAAAAUUGGAAGCCGUUAUGUCGGCGUGUAAGCCACAAAGUGGUAUCAAAUGUGAUAGUGACUGUGAUAAGUCAUGUCAGGAUUACACAACAUUUAUGGGGAAGAGAAAAGAACAUUGGGAAAAACAAAGUAAAUACUAUAGUACCAAAAAAAGUGGAACCAACCCCCCUAGCGAUUAUGAUAAAGACGAUGCAAAAGAUUAUUUAAAACAUCAUAUUACUUUCACAUGUGGUGAUACAUCUAGUGGUACUACAUCACCUAGUGGUAAUAACCCAGUGGAAAAUAACAUCGACGCGUUGACACCACAAGCGUCACCGUAUUAUGAUGCCGAUGUGUAUUGUGGGUGCAAGAAAUAUAUAGAUGAGAGUGAAUAUAAAACGAUUUCGGGACAAAGUAAUUGUGGGGGUUUACAAAAUAAAGCAAAUGGAUCAAAUGGGAUUAAAUGGGAUAGUGCUGGGGGAGGAUAUAGCUAUUUGAAAACCAGUGGAUUAUCUGAAAAUGUAUUUAUACCUCCUAGAAGACAACAUAUAUGUUUUAAAAAUCUUGACGAAUCUAAAGAAGUUAAAGAUAAAAGUUCGUUGCUAAAACAAUUGUUGAAAGAUGCUGCAACUGAAGGAUAUAAUUUAGGUCAAUACUACAAAGAAAAAGAUGAAAAUAAAAAUGAUGAAAAAUAUAAAUAUGACGUUGAACCUUGUAGAGCAAUGAAAUAUAGUUUUCUUGAUUUGAGAGAUAUAAUAUUAGGAACUGAUAAUUUGGAACCACCAGAUAAAGGGACAGAAACAAAUUUGAAAACAAUAUUUGAAAAAGUGAAAACAGAAACUGGAGGCAGUGAUAUACAUACAGUACGCAAACAGUGGUGGGAAAACAACAAAAAAUGUGUCUGGGAAGCAAUGAAAUGUGGCUAUAAAAGUGGCAGAGAUGGAAAUAGUGGUACUACAGAAAGUGAAAAAGACCUACAAAAUUGUGGUAAAGACCCCCCUAGUGAUAAAGAUUUCCCACUUGGUGAUGACCGUGAAAGUGGUAAAAACCUCCAGUUUUUGAGAUGGUUUGCCGAAUGGGGCGAAGACUAUUGUGGUCACUACACGAGGGAAUUGGAAACACUACGUACGGAGUGUCCAGAUACUACGUGCACUGGAGGUGAUCCGAAUCAGAAACAAAAGUGUAAUAAAGCGUGUGAAAAUUAUACAAAAUUUAUUACACAAUGGAAAGAGCAAUAUGAAAAACAAAAAACCAAAUUUGAUGCAGUUAAAAAUAAACCAGAAAUAAAAAAAGCACAUAAAGAUAUUGAAAACAAAACAGCAUAUGAAUUUCUAAAUGAAAAAUGUUUCAAUAACAGUUGUGAUUGUAUGAAAGAAAAAUCCACGACUUCACCUAGUGAUGACAUCCCCAAAUCUUUGGAUGACGUUACAAAAAGUGACUACCAAAAACAGUGUGAGUGUCAACAAGUGGUACCAACACCUGCUCCACCAAAUCCAAAUCCAGCACAUCCAGCACAAAACCCAAAAGGCACCGACCAAGGACAAAACCCAUCACAACCUGGUGGUGCUAGUCAACCUGAUGGUACACCUGUUUCUCCUGGUGGUAGCCAUCAACCUAGUGGUCCCGUUAGUCCCGUUAGUCCCACAAAACCUCCAGAAAAUAUGAAUUGUGUUGAGGAAGCGGCAAAUAAAAUUAGAGAAGAUGUGGUAAAUAAAGUGGAUAGUAAAUUGAAAGGGGAUAGUAACAAUAUUAAUGGUGAUUGUAACAAAAUAGAGGCAGCCAUUAAAGAUAAUAAUGGUAAUAAAACAAUUGAUAAAGAUAAAUUGACGAAACAAUUCCCAGAGAUUGAAAAUUCAUGUGAAAAUGUUGGAAAAGAUCGUUUUAAUGUAGAAAAAAAAUGGAAUUGUGUAAAAUUAGGAAGAACAGGAAAAGAUAUAUGUAUUCCUCCAAGAAGAGAACAUAUGUGCAUAAAGAAAAUAAACGAUAUGAUGAGUUUUAAUGUUCGUGAUAAAGAUGAAUUGUUGAAAGAAGUCAUGAAAGCAGCACAAGAAGAAGGAAUAGAUAUAUUAAGAAAAUUGAAACUAGAAAACCAAAAUGAAUUUUAUAAUAUAUGUGAUGCUAUGAAAUAUAGUUUUGCAGAUAUAGGAGAUAUUAUAAGAGGUAGAGAUUUACUGAAUAAAGAUCCUAAACGACAACGAGGAGUAGAAACGAGAAUGAAAAACAUAUUUGGCAAAAUAUACAGCUUGAAUCAUUAUAAUGAGCCUCAAUAUAUGUAUGACCCAACACAUUUAAAAUUACGAGAAGCGUGGUGGAACACAAAUAGAAAAGAGGUAUGGAAAGCUAUGACCUGUGUUGCUCCUGAUGAUGCAAAAUUUCAAAAAAAAGACACAAAUGGAAAUAUAACAUCGUCAGACGUUAAAUGUGGAUAUAAUGUAACCACUCCUGUUGAUGAUUAUAUUCCUCAAAAGUUUCGUUGGUUAACUGAAUGGAGCGAAAAUUAUUGUAAAGCGAAACAUGAAGUUGUGAAAAAAUUAAAAGAUAAAUGCGUGAAGUGCACUAAAAAUUCGUCAUGUGAAGAUGAUGAUACUGAUGGAACCAAAUGUAAAGAAUGUAAAAAAACAUGUGAAUCAUUAAGUAAGUUUGUUCAACAGUGGAAAGAACAAUUAAAUAUACAGUCGUCUAUAUACAAAGAAUUGUAUAAAAAAGCAAAUAAUAGUGGUACUCCUCCCUCUAGUGAUGACCAAGAUACAAAGUUUUUACAAAAAGUGAAAGAAAAAUGUACUGACAAGACAAAAACGACAGAAGAGUAUCUUGACAAAACAAAUAAUUGCAAAGAAUAUAAAUUUACCAAUAAUAAUAAUGAUGAGACUUAUGCUUUGAACGAAAAACCUCCAAAACAAUAUGAAGAUAAAUGUGAAUGUACAGUUCCUGAUCCUUUAGAACAAUGUCCUAGUGAUCAAACUACAUAUAGCAAAAUAUGUACCAAUAUGACUAUUAAAAGAACAUGUGACACCAAACAUUUUAAUAAUGAUCUGAAUAAUUGGACUUCUGACGACGUGAAAAAUACAAUACCUAACCAUAAAGGUGUGUUAGUUCCUCCUAGAAGAAGAUAUUUAUGUCUUAAAUAUAUAACUAGAAACUUAGAUUCAACAACAAAUAAAGAUAAUUUCAAAAAAAUACUUCUUGAAUAUGUCUUCAAUGAAGGAUACUAUUUAUAUGAUAAAUAUAAAAACCAACCUGAAAAAGCAUUACAAGCUAUGAAAUAUAGUUUUGCGGAUUAUGGAGAUAUAGUUAAAGGAAAUGAUAUGAUAGAAGGAAGAAUUGUCGAUGAAUUAAAUGAAAAAUUAAAAAAAAUAUUUCCAAAUAAUGAUGGUUCAUCUACUAAUUCUACUGAUAAUCGUAAACAAUGGUGGAAUAAUAAUAAAAAACAUGUAUGGCAUGCUAUGUUAUGCGGAUAUAAAUCACAAAACAAAAAUAAUGGACACGUUGACUCGACAUGGUGUAAUGUACCUUCUGAUGAUAACACUGAUCAAUUUUUGAGAUGGUUAGAAGAAUGGGCAAAAAUAUUUUGUAAAGAAAAAGUAGAUGAAGCAAAAACAGUUGUAGACGAAUGUAUAAAAAAAAAUAAUAUAAAAGACGCCAAAACAAUUAGUGAUAUAAAAGACACAAACUGUAAAAAAUUAUUAAGUACAUAUCGAGAUUGGUAUUUAAAUAGAAAUACACAAUGGAAUGGAUUAAAGGAAGCAUAUCAAAAAUAUAAAACAAAUAAUGGUUCUUCCGGAAACUCACAACAACUACCAUCAGAAAAAGAUGCUGAAGACUAUGUGAAAAAAAAAUGUCCUGAAUGUAAUUGUAAAUAUGAUGAUUUACAAAAAAUAUCUCAAUAUGAAAAAGACGCUGAAAACGUAUAUAAAGAAUUAGUUUUAAAAGCUAAAAUUGAUACUUUUGAUUUUACGAAAAAACUAUUUUACAAUCUUUUUACUCUUGAUGGAAAAGGUCCAGAAAUUGUAAAGAAUGUUAUUCAAGCUACUCCAAAAAUACUUCCUAAAGUUAUGGACUUUGCAAAAGAUGUUGGAAAAGAUGCAGCAAAAAUUGGAAUAGGAACUGGUAUGAUAGCUGGAACAAGUGUUUUUAAUGGAAUACAACAUAUCAUUAACUCAAUUACAAAUAGUUCCCAACAUCCGCAACCUCCACCUCCACCACCCCCUGUAGCGCCCCUAGUACCUGGUGGAAAACAAACCCCCCAAUCACCAAUAACCCCCCCAACUAGUGGUAAAAACCCCAAUAACCUGGUGACAUCCACCAUUGUUCCCCCAGUGGGAAUAAGUUUUGUAUUAGGUUCGAUUGCUUUGUUAUUUUAUUAUAUGAAGUAA